AUGCUGCCCUGGGGCAACCGCUCAGAGGUGACUGAGUUCAUCCUGGUUGGCUUCCCAGGCUCCCUGGGGCUCCGCACAUGCCUGCUGGCACUGUUCCUGCUGGCCUACACGUUGACUGUCACAGAGAAUCUGGUCAUCAUCGCAGUGGUGCGUGCCAGCCCGGCACUGCACAAGCCCAUGUACGUGUUCCUCAGCCAGCUGUCCUUCCUGGAGGUGUGGUAUGUCUCUGUCACCGUGCCCAAGAUGCUGCUCAGUCUGGCCGCACCGCGCUUCCGCCGCAUCUCCUUCACAGGUUGCAUGGCACAGCUCUACUUCUUCCUGGCGCUGGCCUGCACCGAGUGCGCGCUGCUGGGCGUCAUGGCCUACGACCGCUACGUGGCCAUAUGCAGCCCCCUGCGCUAUGCCACCGUCAUGAGCCCUGGCCUCUGCGGCGUCCUGGCCGCUGGCUCCUGGCUCUCAGGCUUCAGCAUCUCCCUGGGAAAGGUGUUCUUCAUCUCUCGCCUGGGCUUCUGCGGCCCCAACCGUGUCAACCACUUCUUCUGCGAUGUCUCCCCGCUGCUCAACCUCGCCUGCUCCGACAUGACUGCCGCGGAGCUCGUGGACUUUCUCCUGGCGCUGCUCAUCCUGCUGGGUCCGCUGCUGCUGACCGCAUCGUCCUAUGCUGCCAUCGUGGCCACCGUGCUGCGCAUCCGGUCCACUGCCGGUCGGCACAAGGCCUUCUCCACCUGUGCUGCGCACCUGGCCGUGGUGGUUAUCUUCUACUCGGCCUCCCUCUUCAUCUACGCCCGGCCGCGAGCCAUCUCCUCCUUAGAUGGCAACAAGCUGGUGUCUGUAGUGUACACGGUGCUCACACCCCUGCUCAACCCCAUCAUCUACUGCCUGCGGAACCGGGAGGUCAAGCAGGCUCUGCGCAGGGCGGUGGGGAGGGUGACCCAGGUCCUGGGCACCUCCCCUUAG
This is a messenger RNA of Ochotona princeps (American pika), 957 nucleotides long. RefSeq names its product olfactory receptor 226-like. Gene Ontology annotation, biological process: G protein-coupled receptor signaling pathway. Lineage: Eukaryota; Metazoa; Chordata; Mammalia; Lagomorpha; Ochotonidae. Gene Ontology annotation, cellular component: membrane. The transcript has a single exon. The record is from RefSeq and is a predicted model, not a curated record. Bases 1 to 957 code for a protein of 318 amino acids. Gene Ontology annotation, molecular function: G protein-coupled receptor activity; olfactory receptor activity.